Molecule: messenger RNA, 1258 nt
Organism: Crotalus tigris (Tiger rattlesnake)
Lineage: Eukaryota; Metazoa; Chordata; Lepidosauria; Squamata; Viperidae
Product: olfactory receptor 5V1-like
Exons: 2
Coding region: 175-1110 (311 amino acids)
Biological process (GO): G protein-coupled receptor signaling pathway
Cellular component (GO): membrane
Molecular function (GO): G protein-coupled receptor activity; olfactory receptor activity
Source: RefSeq, a predicted model, not a curated record
AUGAGCUUCUAAACAUCCCUUCCUGCUCCGUGGGCAGAGCUUUGGCUGAGCCAGCUGCCAUCUCUUUGUGUCCAAAUCCAACUGUGGGAGAACAAGGGGAGAAGGUGACUCUGCUUCAGCCACAGCUGGUCUCCUGCAGGUGGAAUAACAGCCCAGCUGUCCCUUUCCUUCCUCAUGGAUUCAGAGAACAAAACCCAAGGGACAGAAUUCAUCCUCCUUGGUUUCUCCAGCCUUCUGAGCCACCAGGUCCACUUUUUCUUGGUGUUCCUGGCUGCCUAUUUGGCCACGCUGAUGGGCAACCUCAUGAUCAUAACCCUGAUUCUCCUGGAUUCCUGUCUUCACACCCCCAUGUACUUCUUCCUCAGCCAGCUCUCCUGCUUGGAUGUUUGCCUUUCUUCUGUGGUGGUACCAAAGAUCUUGGUAAACUUCCUACGCCAAGAACAGACCAUCUCCUACAACCAAUGUCUGGCACAAGCCUUCUUCCUUAUUGGCUUUGCAGGAUGUGAGCCGGCCCUGCUGUCCGUCAUGGCCUAUGACCGCUAUGCUGCCAUCUGCCAACCUUUGCACUAUGCCCAUCUGAUGAGGGGCAAGUUGUGUGCCCAGCUGUCUGUGGCCAUUUGGCUCUGGGGCUUCCUGGACUCAGCUAUCUACACUGCCCUGGCUUCCAGGUUAGAGUUUUGUGGAAACCACCUGAUUCCUCAUAUCUUCUGUGAUGUUCCUCCAUUACUGAAAAUUGCCUGCAGUGACACCUCGGUCAAUGAGUUAUCCACUCAUAUCACGGGCACCUUGGUGGGUCUCAUCCCUCUUCUGCUCAUCGUCCUGUCCUAUUUCUACAUUUUGUCUUCCAUUCUGCAAAUCCGCUCCAGGAUCGGCAGGCACAAAGCCUUCUCCACCUGCACUUCACACCUUGCUGUAGUAACACUCUUUGUUGGAAAUGCCUUUGUGAACUACAACCAGCCCCGUGCUGGCUACUCUCUAGAGGUGGACACCUUGAUCUCCACCAUGUUUUGCAUCGUCACCCCCAUGUUGAACCCCUUGAUCUACAGCCUGCGCAACAAGGAGGUGAAGGUGGCCCUGAGGAAGCUUCUCAAAUGCUGGAGAAUAGCAUAGUUUUCAUUCAUUGAUUGACAACAAACAUUUCUUGUGUCUGGGAAGAACCCAUAGAAAAAAUAUUUUUUGCUGUUGGAAACUCUACUCUGCUGUGAGGAUACGAAGAAGGUUUGUUAAGAAAUGCUGAUCUUCUCUGGAAAUGUCUUUA